Alosa alosa (allis shad) is the source of this 4377-nucleotide messenger RNA. It is a transcript of the gene ppip5k1b, whose product is annotated as diphosphoinositol pentakisphosphate kinase 1b. The record is from RefSeq and is a predicted model, not a curated record. Gene Ontology annotation, biological process: inositol metabolic process; inositol phosphate biosynthetic process. NCBI's taxonomy places the organism in Eukaryota, Metazoa, Chordata, Actinopteri, Clupeiformes, Clupeidae. Gene Ontology annotation, molecular function: 5-diphosphoinositol pentakisphosphate 1-kinase activity; diphosphoinositol pentakisphosphate kinase activity; inositol hexakisphosphate kinase activity. Gene Ontology annotation, cellular component: cytosol.
CUCCCGCACCUCCUUCUCGGAUGUCGUCUCUGUGGGGCCCUGCGUCCAGCUCCGUCUGUUGACGGCGGCCAUGUCUCAGCCCGAGGGCGGAGCGGAGCUGCUGGUCCAGGGGGGGAGCGCCAGGUUCCUGAUGGGCUCCGAGGAUGUGGAGCACGGAGCGAUGAGGAGCGAUAUGGGACUGGACGAGGACGAGGACGACGAGUUGCUGUCCGAGCGGCAGAUCGUGGUGGGCAUCUGUGCCAUGAUGAAGAAGUCCACGUCCAAGCCCAUGACGCAGAUCAUGGAGCGGCUCUGUAAGUUUGAGUACAUCACUGUGGCCAUCUUCCCCGAGGAGGUCAUCCUCAACGAGCCUGUGGAGAAGUGGCCUCUCUGUGACUGCCUCAUCUCGUUUCACUCCAAAGGAUUCCCACUGGACAAAGCUGUGAGUUAUGCCAAAUUAAGAAAUCCUCUCCUUAUCAAUGAUCUCAACAUGCAGUACUUCAUCCAAGACAGGCGUGAAGUGUACCGGAUCCUGCUUGAGGAGGGGAUUGACCUGCCACGCUAUGUGGUGUUAAACAGAGACCCUGACAGACCAGAAGAAUGUAACCUGCUGGAGGGCGAGGACCAGGUGGAGGUGAAUGGAGAGGUGUUCCCGAAGCCUUUUGUGGAGAAGCCGGUCUCCGCCGAGGACCACAACGUUUACAUCUACUACCCUACCUCAGCUGGGGGGGGCAGCCAGCGCCUCUUCAGAAAGAUCGGGAGUCGCAGUAGUGUGUAUUCCCCUGAGACCGCUGUGAGGAAGACGGGCUCUUAUAUUUACGAGGAGUUCAUGCCUACUGAUGGCACAGACGUCAAGGUCUACACUGUGGGUCCAGAUUAUGCGCAUGCGGAGGCUCGUAAGUCUCCAGCUCUGGAUGGAAAGGUGGAAAGAGACAGUGAGGGGAAGGAGAUCCGCUACCCUGUCAUGCUCACCGCCAUGGAGAAGCUGGUGGCUCGCAAAGUGUGCCUUGCCUUCAAACAAACGGUGUGCGGUUUCGACCUCCUCAGAGCCAACGGCCACUCCUUUGUGUGCGAUGUCAACGGGUUCAGCUUUGUAAAGAACUCCAUGAAGUACUAUGAUGAUUGUGCCAAAGUUCUUGGGAACAUGAUCAUGCGGGAACUGGCCCCUCAGUUUCACAUCCCCUGGUCAAUCCCGAUGGAGGCUGAGGACAUUCCCAUAGUGCCCACUACCUCAGGAACCAUGAUGGAGCUGCGCUGUGUCAUAGCUGUUAUCCGUCAUGGAGACCGCACACCCAAACAGAAGAUGAAGAUGGAAGUGCGGAAUGCUCUGUUCUUUGACCUUUUUGAGAAGUAUGGUGGAUACAAGUCUGGAAAGCUGAAAUUGAAAAAGCCAAAACAACUUCAGGAAGUGCUGGAUAUUGCCCGUCAGCUGUUGGUCGAGCUUGGACAGCACAACGAUUGUGAGAUCGAGGAGAAGAAGUCCAAACUGGAGCAGCUGAAGACCGUUCUGGAGAUGUACGGACAUUUCUCAGGGAUCAACAGGAAGGUGCAGCUGACGUACCUGCCCAACGGUCAGCUCAAAGCCUCCAGUGAGGAAGAAGACUCUCAGAGGGAGGGCCCGUCCCUGCUGCUGGUGUUGAAGUGGGGAGGUGAACUGACCCCUGCAGGCAGGGUGCAGGCUGAGGAGCUGGGCAGGGCCUUCCGUUGCAUGUACCCUGGAGGACAAGGUGAUUACGCUGGCUUCCCUGGUUGCGGCCUGCUGAGACUCCACAGCACAUACCGCCAUGACCUCAAGAUCUACGCCUCAGACGAGGGCCGUGUGCAGAUGACCGCCGCUGCGUUUGCCAAGGGUUCGCUGGCCCUCGAGGGCUUAACCCCCAUCCUGGUGCAGAUGGUGAAGAGUGCCAACAUGAACGGCCUGCUGGACAGUGACAGCGACUCACUGACCGACUGCCAGCAGCGGGUCAAAGCCCAUCUGCACGAGAUCAUGCAGCGGGAGCGCGACUUCACCAAGGGGGACUACGAGAAGCUGCUGGCUCCUACAGGCAGCCCAUCCCUCAUCAGCUCCUUGAAGAUCAUAAGAGCAGCAGUGAAGACCUGUGAUGCAGUCCUUAUCCGGGGUCUCACGCCAAUCCGUGAAACUGGAGAUCCCAAAUCUGCAAACCUGCAGCUGUACCACAGCGAGACGCUGAAAUGGUGUUUUUUUUUUCUCUCAGACCUGCAGCUGUACCUGGCGAGCGCUGGAGCUCAUGCUGCAACUUGGUCCAAACUGGAAAGGGGACUUCGCACCAAAGGCGGCCAUCACGACAUCAGCAAGAUCCCCGACAUCUACGACUGCAUCAAGCACGACACGCAGCACAACGCCUCCCUGGCCCUGGAGGACACGCUGGAGCUCUUCCACUUGUCAAGGCCCUGGCGGACAUCAUCAUCCCCCCAGGAGUAUGGCAUCAGCAGGCCAGAGAAGCUGGACAUUGCCAGCGCCUACUGCCUGCCCCUGACCAAGAAGAUCCAGCUGGACCUGCAGAGGACUCACGAGGACGAGGCUGUGAACAAGCUGCACCCACUGUACUCCCGAGGCGUGAUGUCUCCGGGUCGCCAUGUGCGGACCCGGCUCUACUUCACCAGCGAGAGUCACGUCCACUCCCUGCUCAACGUCUUCCGCUACGGUGGCCUGCUCAGCGAGGAGAAAGAUGAGCAGUGGAGGCAGGCGAUGGAUUACCUCGGUGCUGUUUCUGAGCUCAAUUACAUGACUCAAAUAGUCAUAAUGCUGUACGAGGACAACAACAAGGAUCCAUCCUCUGAGGAGCGCUUCCAUGUUGAGCUGCACUUCAGCCCUGGAGUGAAGGGAGGAGAUGACGAUGACAACGCCCCUUUGGGCUUCGGCUUCCGUCCAGCCUCAUCUGAGAAUCAUGAGAAGCAGACCAACCCAGGAAGCUUGGAGGACCUGUCCCAGGAUGCACCUGAGCGGGCCAUGCUCUCCGACCCCAUCUGCAUCCUGAAGAAGUCUCAGCUGAUUCGGAGCAGGAAGACCGGCUCCAUGGAGGUGACCACACCGACCAACCGCGUUCAUGUAGGGCGUGUCCAGCUCUGCAACCACGUUCAUGUAGGGCGUGUCCAGCUCUGCAACCGCGUUCAUGUAGGGCGUGUCCAGCUCUGCAACCGCGUUCAUGUAGGGCGUGUAGGGCAAAGUCCAGCUCUGCAACCGCGUUCAUGUAGGGCGUGUAGGGCAAAGUCCAGCUCUGUAACUGCACUGUGCCCAGUAACUCAAGGGCCAGUGUCAUUAUCAGGGUUUGCGUUAUCUUUGGGCCUGGAUGACGAUGGCCUUGCCCACAAGCUGCGGGAGGCGAAUGUGCUGGAGUGGUGCCGGGGCAGUAGGCCAGGUGCUGGGGCAGUGCUGGUGUUGUGUGCUGGGGCAGCAGCUGGCCAGCAGGGGGCAGUGCUGGUGUGUGCUGGGGCAGGGGCAGUGCUGGGGGGCUGGAGGGGCAGUGCUGGGGGUAGUACAGGGCUGGGGGCAGUGCUAGAGGUCAGCAGGGGCAGUGGGGGCAGUGCUAGAGGUCAGCAGGGGCUGGGGGCAGUGCUGGGGGGCAGUGCUGGGGGCAGUGCUGGGGGGGCAGUACGGGGCUGGGGGGCAGUGCUGGGGGGCAGUACAGGAGGGAGUCUGGUUUCGGGCCUCUUCAGCGCCGCAGGCCGGGCUGUCUCUUGCAGCCCCAACCUCAGCGACCUUGGCCACGCAGCCCCCGAGCACAUGCCUCCCUCUCUCUUCCCUCGUUCUUCCUCCGUUCUUCCUCCUCCAGAGCCAGAGGAGGAGCAGCGUGUUGUCCAGCUGCUGUGUGGUCUGCCCGGUGGCCCGGCUCUGGCUGACCACCUCCACCACUGCUCCUACCACCUCCGCCUGCUCACCACGUGGCUGAGCUCUGGCCAGGAGCCGCCCGAGGGCCUCUCUGGGUUCGAAGGCUGCUCCUUGGUGCCGUCCAUCUACCCCCUGGAGACGCUGCACAACUCGCUCUCGCUCAAGCAGGUGGACGAGUUCCUCACGGCCGUCUGUGAGGACGUAGGGGACACCCACUCCAAGACUCUCAAAGCUCUCUCCGCCCUGUUUGAGUCCCAGUCCAUGGACGUCUACUCCCAGUCGGCGACGACAUCGCCUGCACCCCCCGACGCUCCACGCUCACCCCUGCCCCACCCAGAGCCCCCUCUCUGCUGUCAGGAUAUCAGUAGCCCCUCCAGCACGAUGUCCAGUCCAGGGCCCCCCUCCCCUCUGUUGGACCCUUGUGUGAGUGAGUGAGGGAGACCAGACCGCUCUCUCCUUCCAUCCUACUGGGACACCUCGGAGCUGAUCAUACACACACACACACCCCCACACACACACACACACACCUCCAUAUCCAGGGGCUGACU